AUGGAGUCCUGCUCGAUUGAUCCUGCCAGCCACUUUGCUCCAACUACACCUCCCACACCCCCAACUCUAGCGAUUCCUUCUUGGAAUCUGUUCUCUAAUUCUGUAUCAUCUUCUCUUACGAUCAAAUUGGAUUGCCUCAACUUGAAAUCACAAGUUGUUCCCACUGUGAUUGGCCAUGAUCUCGAUGAUAUCUUGUUUCAUGGUGUCCCUCAUCCCUCUACUCUGUCAUCCUCCACUAUUUGGAAAGCCCUGGAACAAAGAUUUAACAGUAAUCUCUCGAUUUCUGAUUACACUGACGAAGUUCAGAAUCUUGUAGAUUCUUUAGCUGUCGCAGGCUCUGUUGUCAAUGAUCAAGAUAUCAUUCUCCAACUCCUGAAUGAAUUGGAACCAGAGUACGACUCUGCUGUAUCAGGCAUUACAGCAAGAAGUGAUCUUCUUUCUAUCGAAGAAGUUCAGGCCCUUCUUCUCUCUCAUGAAAGCAGAUUGGACAAUCACAAUGUUGUUAAUGAAUUAGCCAUGAAAAUACAAGCUAAUCUGACAUAUGACUUUGGGGAUGAUAAUUGUUGGUUUGUGGACACGGAUGCUACUCAUCAUGUGGCAAAUAAUCCACAAAAUCUUGAAAGCUCAGCCUCUUACCAUGGUCCUCACUCUCUUGUUGUUGGAGAUGGUAAGAAGCUGGUUAUUUCUCACAUUGGCUCCCUCAAACAAUUGCAAUUUUGCACUGCUUGUCAACUAGGAAAGAACCAUAAGCAGGCCUUCCGUAUAUCACUUAACAGAGCCUCUAAACCCCUUGAAAUAAUUCACAUAGAUCUUUGGGGUCCCUCCCACAUUACUGCUAAAGAUGGCUAUAGGUAUUAUGUCCACUUCGUAGAUGACUAUAGUAGGUACACUUGGAUAUUUCCCUUAGUUGAGAAAAAUCAAGCCUUUGAUACCUUUGUUAGGUUCAAAAGCAUGGUUGAAAAGCAAUUUAAUUUACCUAUAAAGAAUUUACAGGCUGACUGGGGUGGAGAGUACAGGACUUUUACUAGAUUUCUGAGUGAUCAAGGUAUUCUUUUCACUCACUCGUGUCCACACACACAUGAACAUUAUGGUCGUGCUAAGAGAAAGCACAGGAAUAUUACUGAAACAGGUUUAACCAUCCUAACACAAUCUGGUUUGGACUUCUCUUACUGGUGGUUUGCAUUUUAG
Messenger RNA from Cannabis sativa, 1188 nucleotides. RefSeq lists its product as uncharacterized. The transcript has 5 exons. The record is from RefSeq and is a predicted model, not a curated record. Gene Ontology annotation, molecular function: nucleic acid binding. The coding region runs from base 1 to 1188 and encodes 395 amino acids. Gene Ontology annotation, biological process: DNA integration. NCBI's taxonomy places the organism in Eukaryota, Viridiplantae, Streptophyta, Magnoliopsida, Rosales, Cannabaceae.